AGACUCCAGCUUCGCUGAUCUGGAAACAAAGAUUCUAGACAUCUUUCUAGAAAGUGUAGCUAGUGAUGAGGUUAGGCGUGAGGUUGCUCGGAACACACCAACCACCAUCAAGAAGGCUCUAGAGUACGCCCAGCAAGAGGAAGCAGCCUUCAUUGCCGUGCCCCAACGUGACGCUGUCCCACCAAUGACUCGCGACAUAUUCGGUCCCCGGCCUCCAACGACGGUUGACGUCUACGCCACGAGACAGUGCCAAUCCCGCGAAAUCGGCAUGCAGACGGCUCAGUGGCAGAUGAAUCCUCCAACGCAGAUGAAUCCUCCGCAGGUGAAUCCUCCGCAGAUGAAUCCUCCGCCGCCAACCUAUCCGUCCUACGGCUUCCCUCAA
Molecule: messenger RNA, 382 nt
Organism: Dibothriocephalus latus
Lineage: Eukaryota; Metazoa; Platyhelminthes; Cestoda; Diphyllobothriidea; Diphyllobothriidae
Source: the annotation of a GenBank genome assembly